CGGUUGGAUUGCUCAGUCAUUUCGUCUCGGAGGGUACAAGUAUAAACACAUCGGGGGGUUGCCGUGUCGCUUGCAGUAUAUCCUGAUUUAGCGCGAUCGCUGCUAUAAUGGGGCUUCGCGAUUUAAUAUUGCUCGCCUCCCUGGUGGCUGCGUGUUCGUCGCUGAUCAGAAUCCCUCUGAAGAAAUUCCCUUCCAUGCGUAGCAUCUACAAUGAGUAUGGGACCAAUAUCCAAGACUUGAAUGAGUUGGGACAAAUGCUGAAGUAUAAAUUUGGGGGUCCUGGUGCAGAAAUCCCUACCCCAGAGGCUCUGAAGAAUUACAUGGAUGCACAGUAUUAUGGGGAGAUAGGCAUUGGGACUCCACCACAGAAGUUUACAGUAGUCUUUGACACUGGGUCAUCAAACCUCUGGGUGCCAUCUGUUCACUGUCACCUGCUGGAUAUUGCCUGCUUGUUGCAUUGUAAAUAUGAUUCUUCAAAAUCCAGCACAUAUGUCAAAAAUGGUACAGAUUUUGCCAUCCAUUAUGGUACUGGAAGCCUUUCAGGAUAUCUGAGCCAAGAUACUGUAACGAUUGGUGACCUGUGUGUCAAGAAUCAGCUGUUUGGUGAAGCUACCAGGCAGCCUGGCAUCACUUUUAUUGCUGCGAAGUUUGAUGGCAUUCUCGGCAUGGCAUUCCCCAAGAUAUCUGUGGAUAAAGUAGUACCUUUCUUUGAUAAUGUAAUGGAACAGGGAUUGUUGGAGAAGAACCUAUUUUCCUUUUAUCUAAACAGGGAUCCAAAAGCACAAACUGGAGGGGAAUUGCUUUUUGGUGGAACAGAUCCCCAGUAUUAUACUGGAGACUUCAGUUGGGUGAACGUAACUCGUAAAGCUUAUUGGCAGGUCCACAUGGAUAAGGUUGAUGUUAGCAAUGGCCUGACUGUGUGCCAGGAUGGCUGUGAAGCUAUUGUAGACACAGGAACCUCACUUAUUACAGGGCCUGCUAAGGAAAUUAAAGAGUUGCAGAAAGCCAUUGGAGCUAAGCCAAUCAUUAAAGGACAGUACAUGCUCCAAUGUGAUAAGCUGUCUACGCUUCCCACUGUGUCUCUAGUGCUGGGAGGGCGGUCUUAUGAUCUUACUCCAGAUCAGUAUGCCUUAAAAGUUACUGUUCAAGGAGAAACUCUUUGUCUGAGUGGAUUUUCAGGCUUGGAUGUCCCACCACCUGGUGGGCCUCUUUGGAUUCUUGGUGAUGUUUUCAUUGGGCCAUAUUACACAGUAUUUGAUCGAGAUAAUGACUCUGUUGGUUUUGCAAAGUGUAGCAACAAAGUGUAAAAGCAAUUAAUCACUGUCUUCCACAGUUUCAAUACAAAUGCACUCCCAAGUACAUCGUGCUUUUAUAUUGUGACUGAUUGUAUUCAGAACAAAAUCAAGAAAGUAAAAAUGAGAGGAAAUGUAAAUUUUAAUUUUUAAAAGAGAAAAGUCACUACUGAUCGUCCAAAACUUACUUGCCGCCAUUCUGAUAACAUACCAUAUAAAGGCUCUAAUAAAAUUCUGAAUUCUGGGGAGUCCUAGUGUUAUGUGUACCCUUCAGAUUUCUGGUUCUUUGAAGCAUGAUCCUUUCAUACGUUUUUGAGCAUAAGUUGUUUUGUGUAACCAACUUUCUGUUUAAUGCCCACCCUUCCCAAAAUUAUAUAUGCUUUUGGAUACAGUUUCUUAGCUAUUCUCCCAUCAUAUAUGUAUAUAUGCAUAUAUAUACUAUAUAUGUAUGUAUAUUGCAGUUGAUCAUUGAAAAGUUCUUAACAGUUGAGAAGUCACCACUAAAAUUGCAUUUGAUCCUCUAUUUGCACUGUUGGAUAUAAAAUAUAUAUACUGGCUGUAUCUCUGUCAUCUUGGAAGUGUGGAAUGUGACAGAGGGUUCUGACUUAAUACAUUUUAUAAAACAUGGUUAUAGUUAGUAGAGAAUACUUGGGAAAUAGCCAUUGUAAUGGGGAAGGUAAAGGUAUCCUUACGUGAAAUGGCCAUUUAGCUGAACAUUCCCCUACUCAGGUAGUAUGUCUUGUUUGUGAAUAUUUUGCUCUUCAGUUUUCCAAACUUUUUGUACUUCCUAAUUUCUUUCUGAGGUAUGAGAACAGACACUGUGAUGUGACAUUUCCCAAAAAGUACUUCACGUAAGGAUUUAUGAGACAUUUUGGCUCAGGUUAGUUUUGAAGAAGUUUGUAAUCUGUCUUUCUUAUUAAUAUGACACCACAAGUUUUAUUUAAGAAAGGUCAAACCGACCAUUGCAUUCUGUUGUGAAGAAGAAAAAUAUUGUAAGCAACUCCGCAAAACACAUUCAACUCUGAGGAAUGUA
Molecule: messenger RNA, 2325 nt
Organism: Candoia aspera
Lineage: Eukaryota; Metazoa; Chordata; Lepidosauria; Squamata; Candoiidae
Gene: CTSD
Product: cathepsin D
Exons: 9
Coding region: 108-1307 (399 amino acids)
Biological process (GO): proteolysis
Molecular function (GO): aspartic-type endopeptidase activity
Source: RefSeq, a predicted model, not a curated record